GGCCGCCUGACGGGGACAGGGAAAGUGGAACCGGGGCGGCGCGGGGGCCUGCAGCACCGCGAUCUCGCCGGGGCAGCGGGGGGCCGAGCGCGCGGCGCGGCGCGGCGCAGGGGCCGACGGGGGCGCUGGGCGGCUGCGCCGGAAGUGCCCGGGACGCUGGAGGAAGCGCAGCGGCCGCUAGGCUGCCGAGUCGGCGGGGAGGCCCUGUGCUCCUGGCCUGGGCGCGGGCUGCUGGGAACAGGCGGCAGCAGCGCCGAGGCUGCGGGACACGGCGCGGCUAGUCUGCGGGACGGGCCCUGGGUGGAGAGGAGAACGCGAGGAGGCCGCGCCGAGGCCAGGCGGCGAGCUCUGAAGCCCGGAGACCCGGACCGCGGCACAGCUCCCACAUGGCCUCCGGAGGGGGCGCGGCCUUCGAGGAGCUGCCGCACGACGGCACGUGUGAUGAGUGUGAGCCCGACGAGGCUCCGGGAGCCGAGGAAGUGUGCCGGGAAUGCGGCUUCUGCUACUGCCGCCGCCACGCGGAGGCGCACGGGCAGAAGUUCCCCCGGCACCAGCUGGCGGAGUACGUCCACGGAGCCGCCCAGGCCUGGACCCCGGGAGCCCGGGAGGAUGGGGCGGGAGAGGAAGAAGUCGAGGCCCAGGUAGAGAACGAGAAGGCCCUAGAAAGCGAGGCGGGGGAAGAGAGCGAGUCCGAGGAAGACUGUGAGUCCGAAGAAGAGAGUCAGACGGAGGAGGAGAGCGAAGAUGAGAGUGAUGAGGAGAGUGAGGAAGACAGUGAGGAACAAAUGGAGGAUGAGCAAGAGAGCGAAGCAGAGGAAGACAACCAGGAGGAAGGAGAAUCGGAGGCGGAGGGAGAAACCGAGGCAGAAAGCGAAUUUGACCCAGAAAUAGAAAUGGAAGCGGAGAGAGUGGCCAAGAGGAAGUGUCCGGACCAUGGGCUCGAUUUGAGUACCUAUUGCCAGGAAGAUAAGCAACUCAUCUGUGUCCUGUGCCCAGUCAUUGGGGCACACCAGGGCCACCAGCUCUCCACCCUAGACGAAGCCUUUGAAGAACUAAGAAGCAAAGAUUCAGGCGGACUGAAGGCGGCUAUGAUAGAGUUGGUGGAAAGGUUAAAGUUCAAGAGCUCAGACCCUAAAGUAACCCGGGACCAGAUGAAGGUGUUUAUACAGCAGGAAUUUAAGAAAGUUCAAAAAGUGAUUGCUGAUGAGGAGCAGAAGGCCCUUCAUUUAGUGGACAUCCAGGAAGCAAUGGCCACAGCUCAUGUGACUGAGAUACUGGCAGACAUCCAGUCCCAUAUGGAUAGAUUGAUGACUCAGAUGGCCCAAGCCAAGGAACAACUUGAUACCUCUAAUGAAUCAGCUGAGCCAAAGGCAGAGGGCGACGAGGAAGGACCCAGUGGUGCCAGUGAAGAAGAAGAUACAUGAAGGCCUGCCAUCCCCGGUGGAAAAUCAUCCCUUCCCCUUGUGUGUAUGUGACGGCGUGUAUGUAACAGCUUCUGAUUCCUGUGAAAGCUGCCCAGCAACAAACGUGCUUCCACCAGAUGCCUCCCCAGAUCCACAGCAGGCACAUAGCUCUCCAAGGAAUGACCAGUUGUACUCUUACUGACUGUGCUUCUCAUUCUCUUGUUGUGAUAGGUCAAGGAAAAUGCCCCUUUGAUCAACCAGGAGCAAUUAAAGCGUCCUUCAGGUAAUCCCUCGAUGGCUGCUUUGAACUUACUCAGGAAAGCCAGCCCCUGUCAUAUUGUAUACCCAAACAGUAUCACUUCAUUAAGAAGGAUCUGGAAUAAUCUUGAAGGGCAGUCAGAAUUUGUUUCCCUACCUGCUAAUAAAACCACACUUUAUUCAUAUUGAAGCAUGGAAUAAAUGAGGGAAAAGUCGGGCCGAAUCAACCCACAUAGUUAGUCUCUAAAAGUCCCUUUAAUACAUCUGUGAAAAUGUGGUUUCAUGAAAUAAGAUGGAUGGCUUGAAAACAGAUAAAGAGUUAAAUGUUAGAAAUAUAUAGAGAUAUUUUUAGUACAUGAGGUUAUCCAGGAUUUCAGAUUCAUAAUUCAGUGCUGUGGAAAUGAAAAAAAAAAAAAUUGAAGAGGUAGAAAGGAAAUGACUUUUUUUUUUUCCAAAAAAAAAAGGUUCCAAAGAGUUCUGAUUAAAAGUUGAAAUCAAAAUCGGUAUUUCUGAACUCGAAUUGCCUAAGUUUCCAAAAUAGUCACUAAAGGAUCUGAUGGAACCUGAAUUAUUUGAGUGGAUUCUGAGGUUUUAUGGGUCUUGUCACAGCAUGAAAGUCUGGAAUGUGUAUUACAAAUGGGAAUUUUCAGUGUAGGGUUUGCUCCCCCUCCCCCAGCUUAGCCUAAUUUGGCUUAAAUGCAGUGUGGGGAGAAUUCUUGGCCCUCUGUGGUGUUGAAUCGAGCUCCAUCUCCUGGCAGAUAUACCUUCCUUUUACUCCAGCGGGGACCCCUCUUCCCCUGGCUCUCCCCACCUCCAGGUCAUCUCCCACACGCUGGCUCUCUCCUCUUAAGUAAUGUGAGCAGAGACUCACCGUGGUUGGACUCUGGUCUUUCCCCACUCCCAAAGCACAUUUCCUUACAACCAAGUUUUUUACUCCCAAAUAAGCAAUGAGGUACUAGGGAAUACAAAACUGCAAACUAAAAAACAUGCGUCUUCUGAAACAGGAGUUUUACUUAACAAAUGGUUUGGAGUCAGGGAAUGACAUUAUUUUUAGAUGAAACAAACACAGUUAUAUUAUGAAAUAGAAUGUUUGUAUACAUAAACAGUAAAGAUAAAAUAGGAGACUUCACAGAGAAUUUUUAUUUGCGAGUGGGGUGUGUGUUCCCUCUCCUCUGCCUUUAGUGGUAUUUUGGUGUUCGCUUCUGAGAAGUACAAUUGGAAAUACAUCCAAGCAGCCUUAGGGUUUCUGUUGACUCAGGACCUACACUUCUAGUGCCUCUGAGGCAGAACCAAAGGAGCUUGCACUGAGGGAAAUUUGCCUGCCUGCCUGCCUGCCUACCUAUCACAAAGCUUUAGGGCCAACUGAUAUGUGUGUGCAGGAUGGUUUUGAGGGAGAAACAAUGCUCACUUACUAUAGGAAUCCUGUCUAUAUCACUGUUCAGUCCUGUGCAUGCUAUGAAAUGAUUGUUUCUUUGAGGCCAGGAAGCUACCAGGUGUAUAUGCUUCUGGGUUAGGAUUACCCUUGCUCACUAAAUAUGUUGUUGGAACAUUGGGGCUGAGAGUAGUUUGGGCUGUUUAAAAAGAAAAACAAAAAAGUAUUUUUCUCUCAAACUGGUGGCCAACAAAUGACUAAGACAUUUUCGGUGCUUUACCUUUCUGCCCACAAGACUGGAGACUUUGGCAUACCACUAAUUACAACCCCCGCCACAUCCAAAGAAACUACUCCUAAAGGAGGACCAGUGGCCAUUCUUAAAAGAGUUUAAAAAUCAGAAUAUUAAGAAGAUUUUAGGAUUUGGAAGCUUGUGUUGUCUUUCCCCAGUAAUUACUGUUUAACCUCCAAGUAGUAGCCUUAUUUUAGCAGUGGACAGAUCACUGGCUCCUCUAUACCUGAUCAUAUGUUAUUACUCUAAAUCAGUAUUUGGGAAACCCAGGCAUUUGUGCAAUGGAUAUGAAUGGAAAUACAAACAUACAUGCCAGCCUGUCUAUAAAUUAUCAUACUCUGUAAUCCUCAAGGAAAGCACUUUUGCUUUUACUUAGAAAGGAUUUCAGAUUUGCUUUAUGGGCUCCUGCUGUUUUCAGCACCUGAUAAAACUUUAACCAGGGAAGGAUUAAACACAGCUCAGCAGCUUUUCUGCCCAGGCUCCUGAGUUCCUGCCGGCAGCAUUUAUCAGUGUAAGAACUAAGAUGCUUCCUGCAGUGGCACCAGCUUCCCCAAAGCUUGGAGAGUGCUUCUCGGCCUUGAGCCCCAGCAUGAUGAGACUUCCCUCCUACCACCAGGUCAGUAAGAGUUGCUCACAACUGUGUCCUAACUGGUUGCAGGGUUUGCAGAAAUCCCGAGGGAGAAGUCAUCAAGGGAGGCAGGUAAUGAAUGUCUUCAGAAUGAAUUGGGUCCUCACAGCAAUCCCUGGCUCCCUUCCAAAGGUUGAGUAUCUGGAGGCUAAGAGGGGGUUUGUCUUUUGAUUUGAUUGUCAUUAAAUCCAGGGCAAUUCCAAGAAUUGCUUGGAGUCUCUGCUCUGACAGCCUAGAAAGGGAAAUGAUUUAAAAUAUUGAGGACCAACUAUGGGGACCCAUUUCUCAGAUGAUAAUACAGAUUUGGAGGCCAAGAGUCACUUGCCUUGAGUUACACAGCUGGGAAGUGUUGGAGCCAGGUUUUGUACCCGGCUCUUCCUAACUCUGUGUAUGCCUAAAACAGAGAGAAAGGAAAAGGCUGCAGGUUUCCCCCCUGCAGUCUGACCAUUCCACUCUAUGGAUUCUUUUCCAAAAUUACAUUUUAGGGCUAUAGUUUAGGCUCAGAAAUGGCAGCAAGGUAGCCUUAUUCUUCUACUUUAGCAGAUACAUUAAGUACACAUUGCUAACUUGAGCCUGCCCCCAGGAGUUGGAGGACACCUUUCCUUUUUUGUGCCAUCCCCCAUAAAUACAGUGUUUUUAGGCCUUCAGGAGUAUGGAACUUCUCAGAAAGAGUAAAAGUGAGGAGUCUUCUGCUCUCUAACUUUAUUUGAAAAUGUCAGCUGCUGCACUGCUGCAGAAAAGGAAAUCUUCAUAUUUUAGUAAACCUAGCCAGUCUGUGAGGAUGUGGUAAUUCAAAGACCUGUGAACAUAGACUUUCCUGCUAACACCUGAUGUGUGUAUAUACACACACACACAAACACACACACAUGCGGUUUAGCAACUAAGAGAAAUUCAGAGCAGCCGCCUCAUUAUCUCGCAUACCACUGCAGAGGUUUCUGCCAGCCCUGAUUACAAGUGUCACCAGCUAAUGGGGCCUAGUUUCUUGCUUACAAGAUGCUAAAAAGAAGAGCAACUCCUUGGCAAAGGUUGUCAGCUCCUAAAGCAUUGAGCCAAGGUGACAGCCCUGAGGGAAACUGCACUCCAGCUCUACUCCAAGGUGUCUAAUGAUAUGGGAAUUUUGGACACCCAGACUUUAUGGUGACCUGAGAGUUUGACCACUCUAGUCAGGCCUGAGGGCACGGCUGCAGAAUUCAUGACUGAUAGGGGGGUGGCAGGGCUUAGGAAGUCCUCUCCUCCACCUAGAAAAUAUUCUCUUGCCAAUACCUGAAAUGCCACACUCUGUAGCUGUUCAACACAUGCUUUUCGAUAAGAAAAUUCGUUGCAUGUUUACAGUGUGCCUAGCACAACUGGAAUUUUCUGUUUAAAAAACAAAUCUAUCUCAUUAUGAAUGGACUCAGCCCAGCCCUGAGAGAAAAGAAGGCCUGCAGGGGAGACUUCAGAUCUCAUUAAUAUUGCCUUACCCACAGCAGUGUUUCUGAAGCCCCACCGCAGCCCGUUCCAAGAGCUGUAAGGCCCAUGGGGACUGCCUAGUAAAACAGUAGCAUUUGGAACCAAGAACACACGAGAAACAGAAGAACAAGUGCCAGGGCAGGAAAAUAAAAAUAAAUUAAGACACUAGUGGGUAUACUGGUACAAAAAGUGCCACAGAGCCCAUGCUGGGCUUGAUAGGACCUUGAGGGGACAGUAGAUUUAUACUUAAUGGGACUUAAACCUGACCAGUCUUUCUACAGUGACAGGCCACACUGCGUGGAUGGGGAGAACCACCGAACCCAUUGUCCUCUGCCUGUUUUCCUGUGCACAGUCACAUUCCCUCCUUAGUCAUCUUCCCCUUUCACGCUUUACAUUAAACAAGGGAACACUCAGUCUUUCACGGGAAUUACAGGUUUGAGUUAAUCUUUCAGUAUAUCAUUUUCAUACUGUAAAUUAUUUUGUAAGAGAUUUACUGCCAUCCCAGGAUGUUUGGACUCAGCCCCUGUGCAUUUGGAAAUCAAUAAACUAUUACUGGAAAUACCAUUUGUCUCUCAGAGUUGUGCACAAAGGACCCUGCUAGGUGUAAAUAUUCAUGGUGAUCUGCAUUGUUAACUGUGAUAAUGCUGGAGAUGAUGGUGUUUUGGUUAUGAGAGGUGGGACACUCAUUUGCCCCUGACGUCUCUAGCGUAGCUUAGGAGAUCUCUGGGAGUGGCAAAAGGA
This is a messenger RNA of Kogia breviceps (pygmy sperm whale), 6140 nucleotides long. RefSeq names its product tripartite motif containing 44 (gene TRIM44). Gene Ontology annotation, molecular function: zinc ion binding; ubiquitin protein ligase activity. Gene Ontology annotation, cellular component: cytoplasm. The record is from RefSeq and is a predicted model, not a curated record. Gene Ontology annotation, biological process: protein ubiquitination; regulation of gene expression; protein stabilization. NCBI's taxonomy places the organism in Eukaryota, Metazoa, Chordata, Mammalia, Artiodactyla, Physeteridae.